Messenger RNA from Xiphias gladius (swordfish), 1492 nucleotides. RefSeq names its product metaxin 1a (gene mtx1a). Gene Ontology annotation, biological process: mitochondrion organization. The coding region runs from base 61 to 1035 and encodes 324 amino acids. Lineage: Eukaryota; Metazoa; Chordata; Actinopteri; Istiophoriformes; Xiphiidae. The record is from RefSeq and is a predicted model, not a curated record. The transcript has 8 exons. Gene Ontology annotation, cellular component: SAM complex.
UAGUGCGCGAUAACGGCGGGAGUUUCUCUUCCGGAGCGAAGAGUCACCGUCCGGCUGAAGAUGGCGGCACCGGACGAGUUGUUUUGCUGGGAAGGAGACUGGGGUUUACCAUCCGUCAGCACCAACUGUCUGGUCGUCCUGGCCUACGCUCAGUUUGCAGGAGCUCCUCUCAAACUUCGCAAGAUCUCCAACCCCUGGAGGAGUCCCGGCGGUUCUCUUCCUGCUCUGAGGACCAACCAGAAGGAAACUCUGUCCAGACCCUCUGACAUCAUCAUCCACCUCAGAAAGCAGAAGUACAACGCUGACUAUGAUCUGUCAGCCAAGGAAGGAGCCGACAGCCUGGCCUUCAUCUCUCUGAUGGAGGAGAAACUCAUGCCUGCUCUGAUCUACGCAUUCUGGAUUGAACCGAAGAACUACGUGGACGUGACUCGCCACUGGUACGCCGAGCACAUGCCGUUCCCUCUGAACUUCUUCCUGCCUGGACGAAUGCAACGCCAACAGCUGGAAAAACUGCGACUGCUGCGUGGAGACGAGUGCCUGGAGGCCGGAGAGGAGCUAGAGAAGGAGUUGUACCAUGAUGCUGCAGAGUGUAUGAACCUGCUGUCCCAACGACUCGGCUCAAACAAGUUCUUCUUUGGAGACUCGCCUUCGUCUCUGGACGCCUAUGUGUUUGGUCACUUGGCGCCCGUUCUGAAGUCCAAACUGCCCAACGGGAAACUGCAGCAGCAUCUGAAGUCCCUCGACAACCUAACCAACUUCUGCACCAACAUCCUGUUGCUCUACUUCCCCAGAGACGGCCGAGAAAGCUCCAGUCAGAAGACAUCCUCUCAGCCUGAAGGCGGAGACUUCGACCACGUCCCCAACAAGCGGAGGAAGCAGUUCCUGUCCGCUCUGGUGGCUAUGGGCGCUAUGCUGAGCUACGCCCUCCUGACCGGAAUGGUGUCCAUCCAGCAAGUCCAGCAGGGGGCGCUGGAGGAGCCGCCGGACCUGGAGACCAUCGGAUCCCACGACCACGAGGAAGAAGGAGACGGCUGAGGGGGACGAACAGAUGCCAUCAUUGGACUUUAAGGACGGAAGUAAAAAUGUUCAGGAUAAGAUCCAGAAGUUUUUACUGUCACCAAAGAAAGUCACGGGGGAAGUGUCGGUAUGAAAUAUCCAGAUAUAAAAACAAAUAAAGUUCACCAACACAUCCAGGAGGAAGAUGUUGGUGACGGUUUAUGUACAGAAAUGAAUUAAAAGAUAAUUCUCUGUAUAAGUGGAGCAACAUAAUUUUUUCAAAUAUAACUUUGGUUAAAUUUUGUUUAAACUUUUGUUAAAUUUUUAAAUUCACGCUUUUAAGAAGAAACAUGGAUCGGCCUUUUCUUUAAAGAUAAAUUAAUCAGCUAUUUUUGGUUCACAACAACGUUAAACCCAGCAUAGUUCAGUUUCUGACCUGUUUCUGCCUUGAACUGAAGUAUCAUGAGAAUAACAAACAAUAAAUCUACAGAUGAAA